AUGCAGCUUACGAGGCUGAUGAUGAACCCUCUGCCUGCAUACCAGAAGGAAACCAUCGAGUUCCUCUCCACUCUCCGAGUUAACUUCUACGAGCCUGACGAGAUCGUGCCUGAGGGUCAUGGAAGUGGAAGGUUCUCCUUCCGAAUCAACAAGAGGAAGUACCGGAUGAGUUUCAAGGAGCUGGAGGAUGUGUUUCAUUUUGAACACAAAGAUGGGCGAGAAACAGAGCCUGGAACGCCACAAGGCAGAGCUUCAAGCCUUCUGGGCAAUGAUCGGAGUUGGCGAGUACAUGCUAGCACUGCCAAGAGCACACACAUCAGGAACCCCGUGCUCCGAUACGUCCACAAGGCCCUCGCUCACACCAUCUAUGCGAGGCGAGACGUUACUGGUGUCACCGAAAAGGAGCUCUUCUUCCUAAAUGAAGGGAUGAAGAAGGUGAUUCACACGUUGCCGGAUGGACUGAGAUGGUCGGGGACAAUCAGGGAACAGCGUGGCGACGUAUCUUCUCAAGAGCUUCCUCAGCUACAGGGAGUAUGCUCUCUCUCUCAACAAAGUGCACAAGGCAAGCAGUGGUCAGCUGAGCUGUGGAGGACUCAUAACGCCGAUCCUCAUGAACUGGGAAUCACGCUUGAGAAGCCGGUCGAUCCUCAGGCGAUAAACAUCCAGUAUCUCCGCAAGAGCACCUACCUCGCGGUAAACCCAUCAGCGGACGCCACAACUAUCAGUUCGCCUAUAGGCAGUUUGAAUACCGGGCUGGCGAGUUUCUUCCUCCGAACCACCCUUGACCUACAUCACGGUCAGGAGAACAUAGACUUUGAGCCUCCUAUCGAGACCAUUCUCGAGCAAGGCCAAGAGGAGGAAGACUACGCUCACCCUGGAGCAGCUGGCGAAGGUGAGAGCUCAGGCGACGUGGAGAACCUCAUGGACUACAAAACCGGAGAGUUCCACUUCAAGAACCACGAGAUCAAAGGGAGGAAGUCAGCGGCUAACACCGCACUUGAGAGCAUCAACACGCUAAAAGCCUGGAACCAGUUCCAGGACAAAGCGAUCAAGUCCCUCCUCAAGACCGUGAAGAAGAUGGGGAAGCGCAUCAAGCAGCUGACCAAGGGCAAGAGCAAGUCUCCCAGCCACGACUCCGACAACACUCCUCCGAUACACCUCGGUUCCUAUCAUGACGACGACGUAGUCGAGGACUCCGAAGAAGGUGAUGAAGGCUCCUCCAAAUUCCAAACGGCAGAGACCUCAACCAGGAAGAGGAAGGCCUCGAAGUCACCUCAAGCGAGCACAAAGGGUGAUUCCACAUCAUCCUCCUCCUCAGAUUCUUUCUGA
Molecule: messenger RNA, 1329 nt
Organism: Microthlaspi erraticum
Lineage: Eukaryota; Viridiplantae; Streptophyta; Magnoliopsida; Brassicales; Brassicaceae
Source: the annotation of a GenBank genome assembly